UGCAAUAUUUAUUUAUCAAAAUAAAAUGGAUCUUAUAUAUGCCGUUAAUAGAAGAAAUGUCAAAUCUAGCCUCAGUUCCGAGAGGUUUUGCGAUGGACACUCGUUGUGUUCAUUAUCCAGCCGUAAUGUUGCUGCUUUUACAACAACGACUGAAUUGGAUGAUUUCAACGGAAGAACCUGGGGCUCUCAUGUUUACAUUUGCGACUUGAAUAUGCCAUGGCAUUCCCAUAAAGUAUUGUCAAAUAAAACCAACAUCACUGCCCUAGAGUGGGAUUUGCCAGGUGAUAAAUUGGUCGUUGCCGAUGAAUCGGGAAACAUUCAGUUAUGGACUUUCAAGGAUCACAUACUGAAUGAUUGGAUGCUGAUUGGGUCUGCGUGUUUUCCUGGAGAACAUAUUCUCAGCACCGCCUGGUUUCACAAUGGCAAAAAGAUCGGGCUAGUUGCCGAAAAGAAAGACAGCAUUUACUACAAUGACAAAUUCAACCACCUGAGAUUCGCCCCCUCGGUAAGGCAGUUUGGUGGGCGCGCAGCCGAAGGAGUCUUAGUUGUUUCAACUACAGGGAUGGUCGGAGCCGUAAUGAUAUCGAAAGAUUCCCCAAGCCAAAUUUGUUUUGCGACAGAAAGCCUCGGAAGUACGCGGCACAGAAUAACUGCCGUGGACAUUUGUUACGGUAAAAAUGGACACUAUCUAGUGGCGGUGAGCAGCGGUAGUGUUGCACUACCGAUUAGAUGCUACAGAGUAUCCGUUAGAAAAACUGAUGAAAAAUGUUACAUCACUUCGCAGGCGCUUCCUAGUUUUUUUCUACAUGAUAGCGUCAUCCAGGAUAACAUGUACACAAAAGUAACUCACUUGAAAUUUGUGGUCCGAGAGGAUGCUGAUUCUUUGAUUGUCGCUGCGAAUGGAGACAAUGGAGGGCUUGUCGAAGUCUGGGAGCUCAGGGAGAAAUCUCAAACUGUGCAUAAACUUUUUCAACCAAAAACCCUCGAGUCAUUCAAAACUGUUGUUUGGCAGAAUCAGUCUCAGUACCAAUGCAAAUCUCCUGUGGUAGCCCUAACUACAACUAAACUGGCAAUCGUUACGACGUUGCCACCACCCAGUUGUGUGAUUAUUGCCUUGGCAGAUUCCUCCAUACAUUAUCUCAAUCGAGACUGUCUGAAAGAAAUCGCCUUAACAUCUUUGAACAUGCCUUGGCGACAGGAUGAGCCGAGCAACAAAUUCCAAAGGCUUACACUCUCUAUAUCUCAUAUCGAUAUCUCGUGGCUAGGUGGAAUUCUUCUCGUUAUUGACACCCAAGGCACACUCUACCUUUACAGACUACUUUUGGAUGGUGGUCCUUCAAUGACACUGGGUUACGCUUGUACAAUGCUAGAGUAUUGCCUCGUCACCGGACUCGAUUGCUUGGAUUUACUUCUCUGUCUAAGAUCCUCGAUGAUUGAAACCCUGUGCGAACGCCUUGACUUAUCGUACAACAGACAGCCAGCCCCGAUCCAACAAUUCUACUAUGUUCAAUUCCUUUGCAUUAAGACUUGUCUCUUCAGAAUGUUAUCAGCUGGUCAGUCCAAAGCAGCAGAUCUGUCAUCUCUCCUAAUGAUUCAUUCGGUAGCGACAGCGUUUAAGUCUCUGCUAAGACCGUCAGCUUUGAUUUCUCAUGACAAAGGGCCAGCCGAGAGUCUAGCAGCAGUUAUUACAGAACCUAUUACAGAUGUCGAUAAGGUGAUGUUCCAUUUGGAUCCAAAGGAAUUCACGGUGGAGCCAAGCACUUUACAAUCACUGCAGCAACUAAUUCAAUGGGUCGCCGACAUGGCUCUGAAUCUCCUUGCUCGAUUACCGGAACAACGUACACAGCUCAAAUCUGGCGGGGUUGGUAUUUACGAACUUCUCAAGGACUAUAAAGCGUUGAACAAUCUUCGUGAGCUGCUCGUAAUUAUUCGGAUAUGGGGCUUACUACGUCCGUCGUGUUUACCUGUUUUCCUUCGAAACACAGACAAUCUCGAUGCGCUGCCGCUGCUGUUCAGAUUACUCUCUCGGUUGGUUCAACUCAAUGGAGAAAAUCAGCAGCAGCAAAUCGACGAAGGACUAAUCGACGAAUGUUGUCAUUUACCAAACCAAAUAAUGAUACCGCAACUCCACCAAGCGAGCAGCAUCACCGCUAUAGCAACACCCAUGCUAUUUUGUCACAAUCUUCCUCUUCAGUUAGAAUUCGGCGUCGAACCUGAGCUACUGGUGUUUGUACCGGAGUUGAAUCCAAUUGAAGGCUGCAUGCACACUGGUCAAGUAUUGGACAGCAUUCGUCACUUAUAUCUUGGAAAGCAACCUCUUCUGGUGAAACAAUGCUCGAGGUGUGGGGGAAAAGCUCAAGUACAAAAUAUGAUGAGAACUGCGGCGAUUCGGGCCUGGGAUCAGAGAUGGGCGCGGACUUGUAGAUGCGGAGGACUGUGGCGAAUUCGCCGAAUGUCUCAAUAACAGGUAUGGCGAAGGUUCGGUGUUGCAUGAAAUAUGAUUCUUCAUACCGCCUAGGGCGUUAUGCGCUUGGGGUCGCGUGGGAACAUCGACGUUUUUCGAAUAUUGUCCAAGCCGAGGUAAAGCAUCACAACGCGUUCCAUUCCUAUACCGCCGCCAGCGUGAGGCGGGCAGCCGAAUCUGAACGCAUCUAUGUAGGCCUUUAUCUUCUCGAUAUCUGCGAAUUAAUGAAUUUUUUAUUGAAUGAAAAGACAGCUGUUGCAAUUCUCUGUCCAAAAAAGAGGAUACAGGUUUACCUAUGUUAUGGACUUUCGCUCUUUCAAUGAGAAAAUCGGGAUCAUGAAUACGUUGAGCACCCGAAAGAAUUUCCUCACCGCGCAUGAACAUGUCGUAAGAAUUCGAGGCCCCCUAGAAUAUCAUUGUGAAUGAAAAUAAAGCAGUUUGAAUAUUGUGAAUAAUAUUUUACAUGUUGUGCAGAUGUUCGCUUACGUUAUUUCUCGGGUCUGGCAUGGUGUAGAAUGGCCUGACAGCGAGCGGAUAUUUAUCGAGUAUGUAAAAGUCCGUGUCGUACUGUGAAUUUAAAAUUACAUUCGUUGUCAGUUGUGGUAUGAAAAUAGUGUUUAUUCGUUUCCCAAAAUGCCCUUCUUACUUUCGCCUUGACGAGUUUUCCCAGUAAUUUUUCAUCCGGAGUUGACAAAUCGUCCUCUGGACCGAUUGUGACACCGGCCUCUGCUAGCAAACUUAUUGCCUGAUGAAAUUCCAAUCUGAGUGGAGGAUCUAGAAAAGUGAACGGCUCCACAGGGAAUUGUUCGCUGACGGCUUUAAUUUCGGCGGCGUAUCUAUAGAAUUGAAAAAAAAAAAAAUAAAUAAAAAAUAAUUCAGUAGUUUCAUGAAUUGCUUUAAUUAUUCGAAAAACUGUUGUCACACAAAAUAAGAACUCUUUCAAGUCUGUGUUACUAACUGGUCACGAAGUCCUUUGAAUAUCUCGGUGAACAUUUGGCCGAUAGUUUCGACCACCUCGUGAUAAUGAUAUUUGAAUGCCAUUUCUAAAUCUAGUCCCACAAACUCGGUCAAAUGUCUAUGGGUGUUCGAAUCCUCUGCUCG
Diprion similis is the source of this 3565-nucleotide messenger RNA. RefSeq names its product mediator of RNA polymerase II transcription subunit 16 (gene MED16). Gene Ontology annotation, biological process: positive regulation of DNA-templated transcription. The record is from RefSeq and is a predicted model, not a curated record. The transcript is spliced from 15 exons. Gene Ontology annotation, cellular component: mediator complex. Bases 26 to 2464 code for a protein of 812 amino acids. Lineage: Eukaryota; Metazoa; Arthropoda; Insecta; Hymenoptera; Diprionidae.